Molecule: messenger RNA, 2541 nt
Organism: Cuscuta campestris
Lineage: Eukaryota; Viridiplantae; Streptophyta; Magnoliopsida; Solanales; Convolvulaceae
Source: the annotation of a GenBank genome assembly
ACAUCUCAUGCUAAUGUAAACAAAUAUUAUAUUCCUAGAUUUAUAUUUAAAAGAUGUUUAUCAGAUAAUGUUAUUCUGCUGAUGAGACUAACAUCUUGAAAUAAAUAUUUAUCUAAAUGUCCAUAGUCAAGUAUUAACGAGAGUGGGAUAUCGUUAAUGCAUACUUGAUAAAUCAGUGAAUGACUUAAUGGAUACAAGCUGGAUUUUAUUAAUCCCUUGCAUUAAGUUUAGACAUUGAGACAAAGGGAUACAGUUACACGGAGUCUGAGUCGUGGAAAGAAUUCUAUUCUUUCUUUCUUUCUUUUAUUUUUAUAUAUAUUCCUCCAUGAUUCAUUAACGAUUCAGCUCCGGGCCGGAAUUCGCGGAACGGCUCUCUCCUUGCCCGGAAUUUAACACUAUGCAUGCUCCGACCGCCGAGCCGCCGCCGUCCCCGGCGGAGACUCUUGACCAGAUCGUCCUCCUCCUCUCCCACCUCCUUCAGGCGUCCCUCUCGAUCAAAUCCUUCUCCUGCCGCUGGCAAGUCAUCCGUUCCAAGCUCGCCACUCUCAAGUCGCUUCUCGCCGAGGUGUCUGAGAGUCCCUGCUGGGCGGAUAACGCCCUGCUUCUCACUCUCCUCCCCAACCUGCUCUCCAUCCUCCGCCGCGUCGACACCCUCUGCCGCCAGUGCUCCGACGCCUCCUUUGCUCCCGGGAAGCUCCUUAUGCAGUCGGACCUCGACAUGGCUGCCGCCUGGCUGUCCAAGCAGAUACAACACCUCGACCUCCUCUGCCGCUCCGGCGUCCUCCGGCAGUCCACGGCUAUCGUCCUCUCCCAACCCUCCACCGCAUCCUCCCGCGAGGAUUUGGUUCUGUUCAUCAGAGACCUGUUCACUCGGCUCCAGAUCGGCGGCUCCGGGUUCAAGAGGAAGGCUCUGGAAUCUCUAAUUAAGCUUCUCGCCGACGACGAGAAACAGGCGGGGCUCGUGGCCAAGGAAGGACGCAUAGGGUAUUUGGUGAAUCUUCUCGACCCGAACUCAGAUCCGGUGAUUUGCGAGCAGGCGGUCAUGGCGGUGUCGAUGCUCACUUGUUCCAGCAGCCAGGCGCGGAAGUGCGUGUUCGACGAAGGCGGUUUGGGGCCACUCCUGAGAUUAAUCGAGUCCGGUUCGAACAUCAUGAAAGAGAAAGCCGCCAUGGCCGUGGAAUCCAUCACAAGCGAUCCCGACCAUUCCUGGGCGGUCUCCGCCUACGGCGGCGUCCAAACCCUAAUCGAGCUCUGUAAGUCCGGCCCGUUCCCGGCCCAAAUUCACGCCGUCGGUGCAAUUCGGAACGUCUCCACUAACGAAGAAAUCCGGAUCGCCUUAUCAGACGAAGGAGCUAUUCCCGUUCUCCUCCAGCUCCUCGUCUCCGGCUACUCCUCCGCCCAAGAAAAGGCUGCGAAUUGCAUCGCAACCCUAGCUUCUUCCGGCGGGUAUUACCGAGAUCUGUUAAUCAAGGAAAACGGGUUAUCCAGACUGCUCCAUUCCCUGCAAGAAUCCACCCGGCCCGAAAUGACCGAGCACGUAUUGCGGGCGAUCCAUUCGCUCUCCGGCUGCGAAUCGACUUCACGCCACCUCUCUACUUCCACACCUUUUCUCACCCAAUUAUCCGAACUCAUCCAACAUGGAACCGUUAUGAUACAGUACAUCUCGGCCUCCCUGCUAGCGAAUUUACCCAUCAGUGAGACGAACAAGAGGGAAAUCGCGGGGUGUAUGGGCUCUCUGGUGAAGCUGAUGCAGUCCGCGAAGCCCGACGGGCUUCAGGAGGUCGCCACGAACGCGCUGACAUCACUCUUGACCGUGAAUUCGAUCCGCAAGGAUUUCGCGAGGGACGACAAGAGUGUGAUUUUGAUCGCGCAAAUGCUCGACCCGAAGAGCGAUUGGGUGUCCAAGAAGUUCCCGGUGGCGGUGGUUUCGUCGGUCGUGGCCGGAGGAGGGAGCAAGUUCUGCCGGAAGCGGCUCUUGGAUGCCGGAGUUUAUGGGCAUUUGCAGAGGUUGGCUGAGAUGGAGGUGGUGGGUGCCAAGAGGGCCUUACAGAGACUGUCUGGGAAUAGACUCAAGAACAUAUUAACUUGGUUAGAAUGAAUGAUUAGAGUGGAUUAAUCAAGUCUUGUCGCCACAGAUUGCUUCAAGGCUUGUUUGGAUUUCACUCAUUGUCAAUGGGGAAAUUCUUAAGUUUUCUGCCCCAGAACCAAACAAUGCACACCUUUUGCAGACUGAAAAUUUCGGAAAAUUAUUUCUAUUCCAUGUCAAAAUGACAAAUGGAGUGGAAUCAUCAUCAUCAUCAUCAUCAUCAUCAUCACCAUGGAUGCGAUUUUUUGGGAGCAUCCUUGUUCUAUUUAUUUAUUUUUGUUUGUUAAUCUUGAUCAAUAAAAUCUUGUGGAGUUUAUUUGUAAUAAGUGUGUGUGACAUUUUUAUUUUUUUCCCACUUCACUUUAGUUGCUUCCUCGACUAACAAAUGUACAUAUAUCAAGGUUGUUCAUUUUAUUUUAUUUAAAUUUUAAAUUUAAUGAAUAACCUCUCUAUUU